Messenger RNA from Ilex paraguariensis (yerba mate), 678 nucleotides. The record is from the annotation of a GenBank genome assembly. Lineage: Eukaryota; Viridiplantae; Streptophyta; Magnoliopsida; Aquifoliales; Aquifoliaceae.
AUGGAGUUCCUACUGGUGCAGUGUUAUCUUUAUUGGUUAUCUGAGGUUGCUCAUUAUGGUGAUUUUACUGAUUAUUUCAGCAUGGAGUUCUGGUCUAAAAAUGGCAAGUAUGAUGAGUACAUGUAUCACCUUCUCCUUUGUGAGGUUGCAUGGUCCGAGUUUCCAGAGUAUCUAGGCGGCUUGGGAUUUAAUUGUGUUUGCUGCUUUGCCGGUUCAUAUGGCAGUUCUUCACAGAUAUGGUUCCUUGCUUUUCCGUCGUUCCUGGAGUUGUUGCUCAUGAUUAAUGAACUUCUUCACCCACCUGAGGCACAUUUCUGUGAAGUUGUUCUUGUUGGUGCACUCUCUUUGUGCGUGUUAGCAGUACUUUGCUCUGUUGUGCUUGGCAACUUGGGAUCUGUGUGUAAGCUUCUGGAGCCUUCUACCGACUUUGUACUUACAGAAUUUAUAGUACUUAAGUCCGUUCCUUGCAGAAUUGGUGGACCAUGGCUAGGGGAAAGGAAAGAUAAAGGGCAACUUGAGGUUAUUCAAUUUGGUCAAGUCAUUGAUAAAUGUGUUUGGAAUCUUCGGAUUGUUGGGUUGCGUUGUUGCAAGAGAGUGUCUGCUCUCAUCCUUAUUAUAGGAAUGUUGGGGGAAGGCUAUGCUUUUGGAGGAGCUGCUGCAGAUUCAACUGGACAGUGA